AUGGAGACGCUCAAAGCGUUGUUCGUCAAGCCUGAUCCGCAGCAGCAGCUGCGCAAAUGCAACGCCCUCCUCCGUGCCAACGUCCGUAAGCUAGACCGCGACAUCAACCAGGUUAGGCAGGUAGAAGCCAAGACGAAGAACCUCAUCCUUCAGGCCGACAGGCGAGCGCAACGAGACCCCACGAGACAGAAACAAGCACAAAAGGAGGCUCGCGAUUUCGCCCGGGAGCUCAUCCGUGCACGAAAGACCAGCAACCGGCUCGUCACCUCCAAGGCGCAGCUCAACAGCGUGCAGAUGCAGGUCAAUGAAGCCUUUGCCGUGCGCAAGAUCGAAGGCAGUAUCCGCGCGAGUGUCGGCGUGAUGAAGGACGUCAACCGCCUGAUCCGUCUGCCCGAGCUGGCAGGCACGAUGCAGGAGCUGAGUGUCGAGUUGAUGAAGGCUGGCAUCAUCGAGGAAAUGGUUGGCGAAAGUCUGCCCGAGGACAUGGACGAAUUUGAGGAAGAGGAGGCAGAGGGUGAGGUCGACAAGGUGCUCGGCGAGAUUCUCAAAGACCGCAUGCCCAAGGAGCAGAUGCCCGCGGCGCCGGUCCACCAGGAGCCGAAACCGGUCGAAGCCGAGGAAGAAGAGGAGGACGCCGAGGCUAUGAUGGACCAAAUGCGCAACAGGCUCGAGGCCCUGCGAAGUUAA
Messenger RNA from Colletotrichum graminicola M1.001, 687 nucleotides. Its product is annotated as Snf7 family protein. Gene Ontology annotation, cellular component: ESCRT III complex; multivesicular body. Gene Ontology annotation, biological process: endosome transport via multivesicular body sorting pathway; late endosome to vacuole transport; protein transport. The transcript is spliced from 2 exons. NCBI's taxonomy places the organism in Eukaryota, Fungi, Ascomycota, Sordariomycetes, Glomerellales, Glomerellaceae. The record is from RefSeq and is a predicted model, not a curated record. The coding region runs from base 1 to 687 and encodes 228 amino acids.